Drosophila subobscura is the source of this 2766-nucleotide messenger RNA. Its product is annotated as glutathione hydrolase 1 proenzyme. The transcript has 7 exons. The coding region runs from base 342 to 2423 and encodes 693 amino acids. Gene Ontology annotation, biological process: glutathione catabolic process. The record is from RefSeq and is a predicted model, not a curated record. Lineage: Eukaryota; Metazoa; Arthropoda; Insecta; Diptera; Drosophilidae. Gene Ontology annotation, molecular function: glutathione gamma-glutamate hydrolase. Gene Ontology annotation, cellular component: plasma membrane.
AAUUCAGUUGACCAGACGACGUCGACGCGACACGCGACUAAAUCAGCAUAAUAAACGGCUAAUAAAUAAAUAUAAUUGGGGAACAUAGAAGAGUUAUAGUUAUAGCAGAUACACAUAUGUACAUAUAGCCAUUGAUGUAUACAUAUAUAUGUACAUCUCGAGGAGAAUGCGAGUGAUUUUCACGCGUCUACAAUAAAUAGUGCGCUGUGCAAGAAACGCGCGCGUUUUUGAAAACCGCACCAAAACCGCGCAUAAAACCAAACAAAAAUCCACUGAAAAGCAGUGCAGCUGCAACAGGAACAACCGCAAGUGGACCGGGGGCAACAGCAGAUGCCCACAAAAUGGUGCACCACAGCAACGAAGAUGCCAUGAACAAGAUUCCACUGAAGUCGGCCAGCGGCCUGGACUCCGAUGAGGAGAAGAAUGGCGGCGAACUGAUGCAGGAUACAGCCGCAGCUGAGGAAGCGAGACGUGAAAAGAUGCGUGCCAAACUGCUCGCCUGGAUGAAGAAGCUGACCAUUGUGCUCAUCUGCUUCAUUGGCAUUGCCCUCAUCAGCUACGUCAUCAUCAGCCUCUGCUUCAGUGAUGAGCAGCCGCAGGAGCAGCAGCAGGACACCGACCAGCCAACACCCAUUGGCAAUCUCAAUCUACUCGAUGAUGGAUCGAUGGGCGCCGCCACCACCCCUGCUGGGGAUGCCGACACGCUGCCCAAUGUGGCCGCCUCAACGUCAGCGACAGCGGCCACGCCCACACAGUUUGCGGAUCAGGUUGCCAUCGAUAUUGGCGAGAAUUUCAGCUCCAUUUUGGGUGUCUACCAGAAGGCAGCCGUGAGCUCGGACAAUCUCGAGUGCAGCAAGAUUGGCAGCGACAUACUCUCACGGAAUGGCAGCGCUGUGGAUGCGGCCAUUGCCGCUCUCCUGUGCAACGGUCUGCUGACGCUGCAGAGCAUGGGCAUCGGCGGUGGCUUCCUGAUGAACGUUUACAGCCGCCAGGAGCGCCACGCCACUUCCAUUGAUGCCCGCGAGGUGGCGCCCUACGCCGCUGAGCCGGACAUUUUCGACAAGAGUCCGGAGCUGUCGUUCAGGGGACCCCUGAGCAUUGCGGUGCCCGGCGAGGUAAUGGGCUACCAUGAGGCGCACACCAGAUUUGGCCAGCUGCCCUGGGCGGACCUUGUGGCGCCAUCGCUGAAGCUGUGCGAGGCUGGCUAUCACGUGUCCAAGCACAUGGCGCGGGCACUCAAAAUCGUUUGGCCACUCAUCAAGGAUCAGGAGCACUACAAAAUUUAUGCCAACAAGGAGACUGGCCUGCCGCAUGCCUCGGGCACUGUCGUGAAGCCACCGAAGCAGCUCUGCGAGUCGUACAAGCUGCUGGCCGAGAACGGACCACUGGACAUGUACAACGGCACCUUGGCCAAGCUGCUCGUGGAGGAUCUGUCGGAGCUGGGCAGCAUCAUAACCGGCGACGAUCUGCAGUACUAUUCCGCCGAUGUCGUCCACUCGAUAACCAUGGAGCUGGGCGAGGACACGCUGUAUGUGGUGCCGCCCGUCAGCUCGGGCUCUGUGGUGGCCCAUGCGCUGAGCAUCCUGCAGGGCUACAACUUCACAAGCGAGGACUUGGCCAGCGAGGACCUGCGUGCCCGCACCCUUCAUCGGUUUGCCGAGGCCCUCAAGUUCGGGUUUGCCCAUCGCUCGGAGCUGGGCGAUCUGCACUUUAUCGAUGUGCGGGAGCUGGUCAGCAAGCUGAAUAGUCCGGAGUAUGGGGCACAGAAUCGCGCCAAGAUCAACGACAGUCACGUGCUGGAGGGUCCGGCGGCCUACGGCGCUCAGUUCGGCGCCAAUGCGGAUCCCGAUGGCACUGCCAACUUGGUGGUUCUGGCACCCAACGGGGAUGCCGUGUCCGUGACCAGCUCGGUGAAUUCUUACUUUGGCUCGUCGCUGAUUGGACCGCGGACUGGCAUCGUGCUGAACAACGGCAUGAACGACUUUGCGGUGGAGAACAACUUGUACGGACUGCCCGUCUCGCAGGCGAACACCAUAGCGCCCCACAAGCGGCCGAUGUCCUCGCAGUCGCCAGUGCUGCUGGCCGACAGGGCGGGCGACAUUCGUCUGGCCAUUGGGGCGGCCGGCGGCGCUCGGAUCAUUCCCGCUGUGGUCGAGGUGGCGGCACGCGUCCUGUGGUUCGGACAGGACCUGAAGACGGCGAUAGAUGCACCGCGCGUGUACCACCAGCUCAUGCCCGAUGUCCUGGAGUACGAGAAGAGCGGCUUCUCCGACUCGCUGCUGCAGCUGCUGUCCAAGCGGGGACACGUCCUCAAGCUGAUCACCAACGACCUGUCAUCGGUGGUCACGGCCAUAGCGAGAAAUGCCACGGCUGUCUAUGCCAAUGCCGACUAUCGCAAGCGUGGCGGUGUUGCUGGUUUUUAGAUGUCAACACCACACCCCCCCUCUAUUCCUCCCCCCCUCUACCACUCGCACACAUCCUUCCAACACAUUCACACACACCGCAUUGAGAUUAGAUAAGCAAAGAGCAAGAGCAAUUGAUCGAGGAUGGAUGGAUUGAUGGAUUGAUGGAUUGACGGAUGGAUGGGGCUCAGCAUCAGGAUGAGAAUCAAGAACAGGAUCAGCCGCAGGAGCAGCGCAUCAAGUGAACAAGUAUUUAAGCUAGCUAUGUCUUUUUUUACAUACUAUGUUAAUCGUACGUUAUAUAAAUUUAUAUGCUACUACCUAACUACUACCUUAUACAAUAAACAAAACAACACAAAACACA